Seriola aureovittata is the source of this 4492-nucleotide messenger RNA. RefSeq names its product leucine rich repeat containing 8 VRAC subunit Aa (gene lrrc8aa). Gene Ontology annotation, molecular function: protein binding. The record is from RefSeq and is a predicted model, not a curated record. Bases 869 to 3259 code for a protein of 796 amino acids. The transcript has 3 exons. NCBI's taxonomy places the organism in Eukaryota, Metazoa, Chordata, Actinopteri, Carangiformes, Carangidae.
UAUUUAUUAACCUUAUACAAAGCAUACAAAGUACAAUAAACGGGAAAAAAAUGAUUCACUGCCUUUAAAGCAGCAUCAAUUCUCCUAGGUACAUUUGCUCAGUUUUCAAGGUACUUGAGAGGUCGAUUAUUCCAAGUAUCUCAGAAAAUUUGCCAUAGUUCAGUGUUAUCUGCCUCUUCGUGUAAUCCAAGACCAACUCAAUGAUGUUCAGAUCUCUGUGGGGACCAUACCAUCGUUUGCAGGACACCUUGUUCUUCUUGUCAUUGAAUAUAUUUCUUAAUAACUCUGGCUCUAUGAUUGGGAUUGGGAUUGUUGUCACACUGCAGAUGUCUCCUGGACAAGAAUCUAAACAUUCAAUUGCCUAAGCCUUUGGCAUAGUACUGUAUACAAAUGUUUUAUAAUUUACUGUACAACAACUUAUAGAAGUGGAAUAUAACCAUUCAUCAGGUGCAACAUUAUAAUUAGUACUACAAAAACAACCUCCACAUCACAUAAAAGAAAUGAAGAGAAAAACAAUGAAAACAAAGAUCUAAUGUUGCCUAUUAACAUAAUAUAGCAAUUAUACAAUAUUUUACUUCAUUAAUAAAGAUUUUUUUGUAUGACAGUUUCUCAUACUGCCGCUGUGCUUUUAUUUUGAAAACGGCUUUGUCUUAGGACUUCCCCCAGUCUCGUGCAGCAGCAACGGUUUGUGCUAGCUGACGGACCCGCACGGUUUGUGCCUUCGUGUGGGUUUCACCUCAGUCACUGUCGUAGGGGGCCCCGGCCCGGUGUCCGACUGGCCACAGCUGCCGAGAAACGUUAGAGAAAUGUGUCACCCGUGUGCGGAGGAGGCGAGAGACACCAGCUUUAAUAAAACAGAUAAACCAUCAUGAUUCCCAUCACAGAGCUCCGGUACUUUGCUGACACCCAGCCAGCGUACCGUAUCCUGAAGCCAUGGUGGGAUGUAUUCACCGACUACAUCUCAAUCGUCAUGCUGAUGAUCGCAGUGUUCGGUGGUACACUGCAGGUCACGCAGGACAAGAUGAUCUGCCUGCCUUGCAAGUGGGUGGUCAACAGGUCAUGCGAGACCAUGCCCGUCCCAAACAUGACCACCCCGUAUGUACUGGAACCCAAAGGCAUUCAGUAUGACCUCGACCGUCAUCAGUAUAAUUAUGUUGAUGCAGUCUGCUACGAGAACGAACUACACUGGUUUGCCAAAUAUUUCCCCUAUCUGGUGCUACUCCACACCCUCAUCUUCUUGGCCUGUAGCAACUUCUGGUUCAAGUUUCCCCGCACAAGCUCAAAACUGGAGCACUUUGUCUCCAUCCUCCUCAAGUGCUUUGACUCCCCGUGGACAACGAGGGCUUUGUCUGAGACCGUGGUGGAGGAGAGCGAUCCCAAACCUCUCGGCAAAAUGAAUGGUUCGAUGGACAAGAAGGCUUCAUGUGUGAGCGAGGAUGUGGAAGCUAGCGUGCCCAUGCUUCAAAGAACAAAGUCCAGAAUUGAACAAGGAAUUGUAGAUCGCUCUGAAACUGGGGUUUUAGAUAAAAAAGAAGGGGAGCAGGCUAAGGCUCUAUUUGAGAAGGUGAAGAAGUUCAGGAUACAUGUAGAGGAGGGUGAUAUAGUCUACCGUCUUUACAUACGUCAGACUAUCAUCAAAGUAAUCAAGUUUAUACUGAUAAUUUGCUACACAGCCUACUAUGUACACUACAUCAGAUUCAGUGUAGUGUGUGCGGUAAACCUUAAGAAGCUAACAGGGUAUAGCACGUUCUCUUGUGCUCACCCGUUAGCAACACUUUUCAAGAUUUUGGCCUGUUUCUACAUCAGCUUGGUUGUAGUUUAUGGUCUUAUCUGCAUGUACACUCUGUGUUGGAUGCUCAGCCGCUCCCUCAAAAGAUACUCCUUUGAGUCAAUCCGGGAGGAGAGCAGCUAUAGUGACAUCCCUGACGUGAAGAACGACUUUGCCUUCAUGCUACACAUGAUAGAUCAGUAUGACCCUCUCUACUCCAAGCGCUUUGCUGUUUUUCUGUCAGAGGUGAGCGAGAACAAGCUGAGGCAGCUGAACCUGAACAAUGAGUGGACGUUGGAGAAGCUGAGGCAGCGCAUCACCAAGAACUCCCAGGAGAAGCUGGAGCUGCAUCUGUUCAUGCUCAGUGGGAUCCCAGACACAGUGUUUGAUCUGAUAGAGCUCGAAGUGCUCAAGCUGGAGCUUAUCCCUGAUGUAACUAUCCCACCAAUCAUUGCCCAGCUUUCCAACCUGAGAGAGAUGUGGCUCUAUCACACACCAGCUAAAAUUGAGGCUCCAGCUCUGGCUUUCCUGAGGGAAAACCUGAAGUCUCUCCACAUCAAGUUCACUGACAUCAAGGAGAUCCCUCUGUGGAUCUACAGUCUGAAGAACCUCAGUGAGCUGCACCUAACUGGGAACCUGAGUGCUGAGAACAAUCGAUACAUCGUCAUCGAUGGGCUCAGGGAGCUCAAAAGGCUCAAAGUGCUACGUCUCAAGAGCAACCUAACCAAGCUGCCGCAGGUAGUGACAGAUGUGGGCGUGCACCUCCAGAAGCUCUCCAUCAAUAACGAGGGUACCAAGCUCAUGGUGCUCAACAGCCUGAAGAAAAUGGUCAACCUGACGGAGCUCGAGCUAGUUCGCUGCGAUCUUGAACGCAUUCCUCACUCCAUCUUUAGUUUGCACAACUUGCAGGAGAUUGACCUGAAGGACAACAAUCUGAAGACAAUAGAGGAGAUCAUCAGCUUCCAGCAUCUGCAUCGGCUUGUGUGCCUGAAGCUGUGGUACAACCAGAUCGCCUACAUACCCAUUCAGAUCGGAACACUUACCAACCUGGAGCGGCUGUAUCUGAACAGGAACAAGAUUGAGAAAAUCCCCAGCCAGCUUUUCUUCUGUCGCAAGCUGCGCUUCUUAGACCUGAGUCACAACAAUCUUACCAGCAUCCACGCUGAUGUAGGCUUCCUCCAGAACCUGCAGUACUUCGCUGUGACAGCAAACAGGAUUGAGACUUUGCCCCCGGAGCUCUUCCAGUGUAAGAAGCUGCGUACACUGAAUCUGGGAAACAACUGCCUGCAGACGCUGCCAUCACGCUUCGGAGAACUCACCGGGUUGACCCAGCUGGAGCUGAGAGGGAACCGUCUGGAGUGUCUCCCGGUGGAGCUCGGCGAGUGUCGGCUGUUGAAGAGGAGUGGUCUGGUGGUGGAGGAGGACCUGUUCAACACGCUGCCAUCAGAAGUCAAAGAGCAGCUUUGGAGGGCCGAUAAGGAGCAAGCUUGAACCAAACCUCAGCGGUGAGCUGCAAAGGAGAAAAGUUUUAUUUGAGAAACAAACGAGAAGUGAUUUUGUUUAUAAAGAGAGGCAAACCUUGAGAGGUUUGCAGCAUUGUUGUCCAUGGGGGCUCAGACAAGGGAUGAGGCUUCCCUGACAGGAACUAUGAAAGCAUGGAUGUCAUACUUCAAGACCUCCAAGGAAUCUCUAAGUUCAUGAUCUUCAAGGAAAAAUCUCAUAACCAACCUUGGUGAUGAAAGGUGGUUUACUAAUGUGGCUUUUCUGUAAUUUAAUUCUAAAUAUCAAGCUGCAGGGAUGCAAGCAGGUGACGUCACAUAUGCAUGCCACAGUAGGACCUGUUUAAAGCAAUCCUGUUUAUUGGAAAGAGCCAAAAAACAGAAAAAAACUUUGCACGAUUCAGCCUUGCCAGUGAGCUAAGCGUGCUGACUAUCACUUCUUUGCUGGCCGUGGGAUACAUGCACAAAUUGAAGAUGCUCAUAGCAAUGUUUGCCUGACAUUCCUCUGGCCUUGAGAAUCUAAAUUUUACUUUUACUAUUACAUUUGCAGUUGCAGUGUAGUGUUACUGAGAAUACUGGCAGAUGUUAGAAAAAAUGAAUAGUGCAACUGACAGCCAGCUUGUUGAGGCAUGAAGGUUUGGCCCUUUUUGUUUUCUUCAGGCUCUCUGUACACUCAACGUGCUUGGAUGCAUCUUUUUAUGCGAACAAAAUGACUCUAUGAUGAAGAUCAUCCCAUAGGUGAUCUCACAGCUUAGGCCUUAACUUAGACUGAUGAAACGACAUCAAAGAAAAGCUGUCAUAUGGGAAACAAAUGGGAACAAACUCUACAGUACAAUGUCUAAAUACCCUGCAGUUGUUAAUUUAUAAUGUCGUCCUGUGGCCAGGCUUUUCGUUAGCUGUAUGGGAGCUGGGGAGCUUCUUCUUGGACACUUUAUUUUGCUUCACAAAACAUCAUGUCUUAUUUAGACAUGUAACCAAGCUUUACCUUGUUUUGCAUGACUAAACAUCACAUACAUUACUGAUGUGUCUUAUUAAGGUAGGUGAGAUGGGCUUUAUAUCAGUACAUUUGGGCCUAUUUAAACAAAGUCAAGAAUUUAUUUUGACUCAAAGAUACAAAUUUCUUGCUUUAAAACGCUAAUAUACACUGGUAUCAUGCUUGGGCCUGUGAAUGAGGCUGUAAUGUGAUUGGGUUAACACUCAAGUAAUAUGUGAUGGAAAUUAAGUG